Molecule: messenger RNA, 468 nt
Organism: Candida tropicalis MYA-3404
Lineage: Eukaryota; Fungi; Ascomycota; Pichiomycetes; Serinales; Debaryomycetaceae
Exons: 1
Coding region: 1-468 (155 amino acids)
Source: RefSeq, a predicted model, not a curated record
AUGUCAUCUGAAAAACCAUCAUUUCAUAAAGAAGGUAAAUCAACAAUUAAAAUAACAACCAAUAACAAUAAUAAUAAUAAAACCAACACUUCCAAAGGUAACACAACACCGAAGGUUAAAACUAAGAGUUCCCCAUUUGUUGAAGAGUUAGUUCAAACAGGACGUCCAAAUUGGCAAAAAGCACCUCCUCAAAUUAAACAAAGAUACAAGGGGAUUUACUUGAUAUUGUUAUCUUUACCCGUACUAGGGGUUACAUCUUUUGAGAUGUACAGAAGAUUAGAAGGCAAAUCGACAAAAAAGAUUCAACAGGGUGAAAGAUUGCCACAUGGUGGAAAUAGGGAUUUUGAUGAACAAGAAAAGAUUAAUGUGGAACAAAAUUCAUUGAUGUAUAAGAUAUUUGGUAGAGAUUUUUUCACAGAUGGAUUCACUAGUCAAACUCGAAAACAAACUUCAGAAAAGAAAGAGUAG